Lactuca saligna is the source of this 689-nucleotide messenger RNA. NCBI's taxonomy places the organism in Eukaryota, Viridiplantae, Streptophyta, Magnoliopsida, Asterales, Asteraceae. The record is from the annotation of a GenBank genome assembly.
ACUCAUCAGAUUCUUGAAGUCUCAUUCACCAUAUUUCUUAAAUGGCAUCCAUCUCCUCCUCCGCUGUUGCCACCGUCAACCGCUCCACCCCUGCCCAAGCUAGCUUGGCAGCUCCAUUCACCGGUCUCAAGUCUAACGUCGCUUUCCCAGUUACCAAGAAGGCUAACAAUGACUUUUCAUCCCUCCCCAGCAACGGUGGAAGAGUGCAAUGCAUGAAGGUGUGGCCACCAAUAGGGUUAAAGAAGUACGAGACCCUUUCAUACCUACCACCAUUGUCCGACGCUGCAUUGUCUAAGGAGAUCGACUACCUUCUCCGCAACAAGUGGGUUCCUUGCUUGGAAUUCGAGUUGGAGCAUGGAUUUGUUUACCGUGAGCACCACCAUUCCCCCGGAUACUAUGAUGGAAGAUACUGGACAAUGUGGAAGUUGCCUAUGUUCGGGUGCACUGACUCAGCUCAAGUCAUGAAGGAGGUCGAAGAGUGCAAGAAGGAGUACCCCAACGCCUUCAUCCGUGUUAUCGGAUUCGACAAUGUUCGUCAAGUGCAAUGUAUCAGUUUCAUUGUCUCCAAGCCCCCAGGCGUUCUCUAAGCACCAAAACCAACCUUCUUGCCUAGGAUGCACCAAAAUUGAUCAGUAUCCUAAGGCUUUUUAAGGCCAUGUUUAAUUUGUGUGGGGUUGGGUUAGACAUUG